GCAGUGUUGGCCGAGGGUAAGUGACGUCAUGUUCAUGGCAUUUAUUAAUUCAGGUGAAUACAAGAUGGCGAUUUCAAUGGAAGGUCCACUUUCAAAGUGGACAAACGUUGUGAAAGGAUGGCAAUACAGAUGGUUUGUUCUCGAUGAGGCUGUUGGCUUACUAUCAUACUAUACUGUAAGUUUCAAAAUGUAGUAUAUUUUACAACUCAGUUCUUAUGCUGCGUAUGAAUUAUUUAGUGUCACGAGAUUUGUGAUUAGUCGAAAUUCGAAUAUUCUCGUCACAUUAGUUAAUUAAAAUACACACAUUUACAUUAGUUCUUCAUUAAAUUAAGUUUUACAAUGUAAACUAUAUUGCAGAAAUUUUAGAAUGAAAUGGUAAAAAUAUACAAACGAGAAUUCUGUAUAUUAAUUUAGCAAAAUAUCCUUGACAGUUGACAGAAGUCAAAAGAUUUAUCUGCAACUCUAUUAACCUAUGUUGAGAUAUUUUUAUUCGUGAGUUUCUUUUGUCUUGUUUUGUAAGAUUAAUAAGUUUAAGAUAUUAUAUGUUUAUUGUGUUAACACACUCGACUCUACUAGAAUUUAGGCAGAUUCAGAUCCAUAAUUUCAAUUAUUUGAAUGUUAUAAUGUUUGAUUACAACUAUCAUGUACACAACGUUGCUAACUCAUGGUAUUCAUAAUUAAUAUCCAGCAGAUGCGUUUGGCCAUAUUGGUAUUAGAACACCUCGUAAAUGUCUGAGACGACUUAAUCAUGGCCACUUAAUCUAUAGUCUUAAUAUAUCUGGCUAGAACCUGAUAGAUCUGGAACAAAAUUCUGGCUGGAACUAACCAACUGGAACCAAGUUCUGGCGCACCCUUAACACUUGAGAAGCUUAGAGGAAAAUAUAAAUAAAUAGAGGAAAUUAGAUGGAUUGCUAAAACAAUAACAUUGUCUAUUAAGUGCAUCCAAGUGAAUGAAACACUGUAUAUAGUCAUUAUAUUGAGAAAGAUUUAAUUUAUGAUUUUGUGGUUCAAUGUUUAGUGGUUCUGUUCUGCUAUUUAUCAUGUACAGUCAAGCCCCUAAAGCAGACACAAACAUGCCUCGGCUAGGGCUAACACCCGGAAUGGCGUGGAGCGCCGUUGGUUUGGGGAUAAAUAAAUUAAACACCACAAGUGAGAAUCCUGUCAGAACAUAUCUAUCAAACCUAGAAAGCAUAGACAGAGAAAAACAUUUUGUAGGUCAGGCUGAUAAUUGGGUAACUCAAACAUCUCUAGGUGGGGGAUCUUUGGAUAGGGUUAACCUGGUGGUUCUCUUUCAAGGACUUUGUCUGCAACCAGGGUACCUUGAAUACAUUUUUUGAUUAGUUGAUUGAUGAUGUUUCUAGCACAAUGCCUGGCUAUGGCUACCAGUGUUAUAUUAUUGAAGGCAUUGACAUUAGGGCCAUUAUAUGAGUGACGAUAAGGUUUCCUAUAAGUUUUAAUCUACUCACAUAUAAAAACAGUUCAUUUGCAAUGGACUUUUAAUGGUAUUUCAGACUAGCUUUCAACCCCAGACUUUUCCAGUCUGUAUGCUAUAUAUAUACGUUUAUCAUGACUUAUUACUCAGAUUAGUGUAACAGGAAAUAUGGGCCCUGGGCCAAAUUUCCUAUAAAACAUAUGCUCCCCAUGGCUAUGGCUAUCAGUGUUAUAUUAUCGAAGGCAUCGUCAUUAGCCAUUAGGGCCAUUAUACAAGUGACGAUAAGGUCACUCACAUAUAAAAACAGUUAAUUUGCAAUGGACUUGUAAUGGUAUUUCAGACUAGCUCUCAACCCUGGACUUUACCAGUCCAGGGGCGCCGGAGCAGCGGGGGUAACUGCCCCUGUUGCCCAACAGGGGCAGCAUGGGGGGAACAGGUUGCCCUUUUUGCCAGAACUGCACCUCGAAAUUUGUGCAUUAUUCACAGGAAUUGGAAUUUAGAACUAUUUUUAAGCAAUGUAUAAAGAUGCGGUACAUUCUGUAUGUAAACAAAGGCUUUGUUUACAUAUCGGUAUCCAAAAUAUAGAAUUUUAUUCGACAACUAUUUAUAUUUUCAUGAUUCUAGAGUAUAAUAAAUUAUCAAGACACAACAAUCAAGCUUUGCAAGAACAUAAAAUGAAAUAAAAACCGAAAUAAACUGUUUAAUAAAAAGAGGGCUCCUUUGUGUACAUACGCAGAUCGGACUGUACAGCAUCUUUAAGCAAUUUUUGCUUAAUUUUCAACAAGUUGUAGUAAAAUUAAUGCUAAAUCAAGCAAUAUACGUCUGUUUACUUAUUUUAUUUUGCGCCUUUAGCACGGUACAACAAAUAAAAUUGUUCAAUAUCCAUACAGUUAAGUUUUAACAAAUAGUGCCGCCCAGAAAAAUAAUGGCUGAGAAGCAAGUGCCCUACCAGUCUGUAUGCUACCAUACGUUUUUCGUGACUAAUUACUCAGAUUAGUGUAACAGGAAAUAUGGGUCUUGGGCCUAAUUUCCUAUAAAACAUAUGCUCCCCAUGGUCAAAUUUCCUUGGAAAUAUCCCCACCCCCCAUUCGAAAAUUUUUCCCAUUCCAUUUUAAUUUAAUAUACAGUAUAUGAUGUUUGGACAUGAUGAACUGGUAGGCAUACAGAACUAGUAAGAUCAAAACGUGAGUAAACAGCAGUUUUAGCAUGAUUGCAACACAAAAAUUUAAUGGCACUUGUAAAUCAUUAAAAUUCAUGUAAAUUUUAGGUAAUCAUGAGCCACGCUCCCAGUGCUAUAAGAAUAAAUCACUUAAGUUGAAGAAUGCAUUUUGAUUUCAGAGACACUUGUACAUACAAGGCUUUAAAAUGCCAAUUUUGUAUAUGAUUAUCUUUCUGAAACUGAGGUUUCAUAUGGAUUUUGUGAAAUAUUCUUACGCUGGAUUUUUUACGUGCAGUGUGCUUACAUUUGUUCAGUCUUAAAACGAAGGCCAAAUUGCCGAAGAAGGGGCCACAAUUCCUAGGAAAUAUUACGUACACCCCCCGAUCAAUUAUGUCGUAGGACAUAUGACCCAGAUUUUGGGCAUCUCUCUCAAUAGAACUAACAAUUGAAGUGUUUAAGUACAUGGAAAUUUCGAGCAGCAGAUUACUGUACAAGUCAUACAAUUUUCAGACCCAACCAAUUAAAAACUCUUCAACCAUAUGACCGUGGUCUAUACUUAGGGGAGCUAAUAUGUCCUAUGGGGGGGGGGGGUCAAAUGUCAUAGAAAAAUUACCCAGGAUGAUAUUUGGGGGGAGGCAUUCAAGCAGAUGUUUAUUAUUGGUUAUAUAAAUGACUGUUCUAUUGUGCCUCAAAGUGAAUCAAGUAUUGAUGUGUAACUGCAAAUAGGGAUUUGCUCUCUGUGGACAAGAUUUCGUGUCUGUUCUAUUAGAGAGGGUGUAUAGAUGGUUAUUUUAGAGAUGGUUAGAGAGUUGUCCAUAAGAAGAGGUUUGGCUGGAUUUGAACAUUAUUGAAAUUUCAACAUUUAUUUUGUUUGUAAUAUUCACUAUAGUCCAAAGAAAAAAUGAUGAGGGGAGCAAGGAGGGGCUGUCUACGAUUAAAGGUAAAUUAUCCCUACUAUUUUUAAGCCAAUAUUUUACAUGACGCCACAGUUCUCUGUAGAAAUUGCAUUGCAAGUUGCAGACGAGAUUGACUCUUACAGUCUUACGGCUUGUGUGGGUAUUGGCGGCCAUUAGAUAUGGCUACACGACCUAAUGAUAUCUAUAAGGAGCUUUAAGCCGGUUUUCCACUCGGCGGAAUUUUCCACGCGGAGCGGAAUUUUUCUUUGUCUUUUCUAAUUAGUUCCACCUGAGAAAUCACAAGCGCAAAAUUCCGCUCCACGCAAAAAUCACAAGCCGCUCCACGCGCAAAAUUCCGCCUAAUGGAAAACUGGCUUAAGAUGUGCUUUUAAAAUCUAGUUGACGAAUUAACAGUUAUUAUUAUUAGCAUGACAAAAUUACUGGAUGCUGAUUGGUUGAGAGGGGUACAAUUAUUUCAUUAAUUGUACUGCAGUACAAUUAAUGAUUUUCCCAAAGCAAACAAAAUGGCGGAAAAGUAUUUUAAACACAAAUGUGAAAUGAAAUUGCCCUAGAGGAACUAGAUGAAAAUACGAACAAAAGCACCAAAUUUUGCGUUAGCAAAAGAACAAAAUGAAAAUACGAACAAAAGCACCACAUUUUGGUUGAAAGUCUUGCAGGACUGGGCUUUGGCGAGAGAAUACGAUGUUGACAUUGAGAAGUAUCCAAUUUUGUCAUGCUAAUAAUAAACAAGUAAUCAUGCGAUGAUUACCUAUACUAAUUAUGAUUUUUAGUUUUGGAUUUUUUACCAGUUUAACAUGCUCUUCAUCUGUAUCCGUGUUUUCAUACAAAAAGAAUCCCGAGUUAUUCCACAGUUUUUACCCAUGUUGGUGACACUGUGAAUUUAGUGUCACGUCCGCGUAUAGUAGAUAUACCACGCCUCUGGCUCCGUUGUAUAGGACCAAGGGCCUUGUAUUUUGUGGGCAAAAGUAUACGUUAUAACAUAAAAUCCCACUUCUUAAAACCUUGUAUGUAAAGUAUUUCAGGAAGGUAAUCGUAAGCCCUGGCCUAUGGAUGUAAAAGUGACGUAAUAUCAGCAACAAGAUUAUCGCAACCUGUAGGGAAAUUUAACGCAUAAUAAAGAAGAUCAUGUUUUGCUCGCUACUCUCAGACUGGUAAUUAUUUAUUUAAACCAGAAUAGCGCGCGAAACAUGAUUGAUAUACCUGGUUGCAGUGAACGAACAAACUUUAAAAUAAUAAAGAAGGCGUCAUGUCGAAUUUAAGUCGGUUGCGAGUACAAUUUUUUGUGAAUUUAAAUCGGCUGCGAUUUUAUGGAUUUUGGAGUCCGACGAAUUUGUUUCUUGCUGUUCUUAGGCUCAAUAACAAAGUAAUUUUCAACCGUACUAAGCACAAAAUGUGAGUAAGUAUUUGACAUGAAAACGAGGCCAUUGGGUAAAAGAGAAUAAUCGGUAAGGUCUAUUCUUGUGAACAGGAACAAACCCCACAUGCGUAAUCCGAAGUACAACGACAAGUCGAUCUUGCCAUGCUCUUUCACAGACAGAACAUUUCUAAGAAACACAAGACUUUGUAAACCUAAAAAGAAACUCACGAAAUUGAUGUGUCAUAUCAUUCAUUUUUAACUGUCAUCGCAGUCGAGUGUUUGUGUGACCAACAUGCUGCCAUUUUAUUAUGGUGUAUUAAAAAAUAUUCACACUGUCACGCAUGCAUGGGUCGGUCCUACUAAAUAGUAAAUACUGCCCGGAGCGUCCGGGAACACGUGAGAGGGCCCGUAGGUAUACAAAAUAGUAUAAAUCAGUGUACGAUCCUUUCUGAGUCUCUACGAGACAUUGUAUUAAUGAAAAAUAAUAUUAAUGGUGAGAUGCAGCCUAGCAACAAGUAGUGAAGCACAGCCGCCCACCCAGGAAGUUGUGCGAAACAUGAGAUUAUAAUUAUUAUAAAUUAACAUGCGAUCACUCAGUGAACGAAUAGCAAGAGCAUAUAGAGUAAUAGCACACGACUUAAGCACGACAGUUCUUUGGAAGGUAUAGCUCUGUUGGAGAGGAUGCACGCUACGUUUAGCAAGGCUGUAACCACGAACUGAAGUCAAUUUGGCUGUCAAGUAGGUACUCAAGCUACCGACCAACGACUAUCCCGGCUUGGCAAAUCCCAUUGAUGCCGAGAAUUCACCUCUCCAAAGACAGAACUAUUUCACACAAAGUGGAAACCGGAAUACAAAAACGAACAAAAAGCACACAAAUACUUACCCAAGUGACGGAACAUACAACACCAAACAAUAAAUAAUACUCCCUGACAAAGCAAAGAUAACAAUACCAUAGAGUAACAAAGGGAAUAAUCAUCCAGAACAGCUGGAGGUAUGGCCGCGAGCGGUCGCGGCAAGUAAGCAUAACGAAAAAAUAUACAACAGGACAACAAUUGGCGUAAUCGACAGCGCACCCCCAAACCACGAGACGUAACAACAUAAAACGCAAGUAUUACAUAGACUACGAGAACAAAGAAAAGUGACUGAACACAAAAAGCUACCCAGGGGUGCGCCUUGAUUGUCGGCCAAAACAAUACAUUACAGUACUCCAGGCACCUCUGGUACAGGCACCUCUGGUCAGCAGCGACCAGGAAACGCUGAUACUAAUAUUUUUACUCACACCUCCGCUGGUUUGCAAUAACUGAAAGCAUAGAAUGUAAAGCAACCCAUAGAAGCCAACAUAAGCGGGCAGACACUCCCAGCAAGCGGGUUAGCACCACCAGUGCGAACAAGCAAUGUCCUCCCAGAAAAAGGGGCUGGGUGGGUGGGGACGUUGUGAACUUGAAGGUCUGGCAAGCAAUGAGCUAUACCUGUGAGCUCCACGGCUUAAAUAAUCUUGGUAAACCUGCAUAAUAACUAAUAUGAAUAUAUAAUUAAUAUAUACAUAAACAACACGCACAUAUUCGUUCUCGAAGUUAAUUAUUUUUAUUGCAUAAAAUCAUUAAAUGUAAAUAUUUGUUGUUUUAAGGCUCGUUUACACUUGCAAAUUUUGCUGCGAUUUUAGGUGCGAUUUUCUUCUUCUGAUGCAUGUGAACGAGUAGAUAAAUCAUGAAUGUUCACAUUGCUGUACAUGUACUCCGAACAUUCGCGACUCCUCUACUCGUUCACAUCCAUCAGAAGGAGAAAAUCGCACUAGAAAUCGCAGCAAAACUCGCAAGCGUAAACAGGCCUUCACCAAACAUUUCCAAACCAUUCGUUGAAAUCACGCAUUUUGUUGUAAAUAUUUCUUCACUUUAGCCGCCAUUUUAUCGAGUUCCCAAUGAUGUUGUUUUGUUGUAUUACUUUAGGGAGCAUUGCUUGGGAUUGAUGAUGAAGAUGACAGUACUUUCACAAUCAGUUGUGAUCAGAAAACAUUUCAUUUUCAAGGUAUUGUGAGGAACGUUGACCAACUUUCCUCUUAAAUAAAGACCCGAUUUAUACCUGUUUUCCACUGGACGAAUUUGUUUGCACGAAGCGAAAACAUAAUUCGCCAUUGUGGUUGACUGUAGCGGAAAAAACUCGCUACGAAAAGUGAAGAAAAAUUGCCAUAAACCAAAUGAAGAGGAAUUGUGUCAUCAAAUCGUAGGAAUGGUUCCAGCUGGCUCUGGUAUGCAGGGUGCUAUAAUUCGAGAUUUUUAGUCGUACGUGACUGGUACUCUAAUGACUAUUGCCUCGUACUUGUGCUGGUACAAACUUAAAACUCGGGAUUUACUUACUCUUUGAAAUGAUGUACAUAAACUACAGGUUUCUGUACGACAAUUACAUACACAAAACACUAGAAUUGUUUUACGAAACGAGAAGGACGACAGUUACAUACACAAAACACUAGAAUUGGCUCCAACAUUCUCAUCAGUCCAGCAUGUUUCAUGCCCAGACAUGUCAGACGGACCUAUAUACCUUUGCGUAUACGGUUUUGAAUACCUUGGACUUGGUAAGGUCCUGUGGUACAAGAAAAAUGCAAAUACGUAGAUAGCAAGAGUUAGGGGUGCCCUUGGAUAUUCCGGCCAUUUCCAUAUUCCGGCCAAAUCCAGUAAAUCCAUCCCUGGAUAGGCCUAUAAGCAUCUUCGUUGCUUCGAUAAUUAAUUUGAAGGUGUCAAUGAAUAUAAUGUUAAUAUCUUAAAUUUUAGCACGAGAUGCUGAAGAACGGGAAAAAUGGAUCGGAGCUUUAGAAACUACAGUUAUGACACAUUCCCAUUCGGGAUUACGGGUACGCUCUCCUUAUAGUAAUUAACCGUUAUUAAAUUAUUUUAUGCUUUGAGAUUCGGGAGAAAAAACGUUUGUUAUAUACAGUGUGUUGAAGGCCGUGAAGUUUGUUGAGAAGGCGGCGAUAGCUGUGUAUGUAUGGCCAGCUCACUAUCGCGUUAUUUAGUAGAACUAAGACACGGGGAACGCGCGGGAUUUCGUAACCUUCGACGGCUUGCUACGUUAUGGAGGCUACAUAUACACAGCUAUCGCCACAGGAAGUCUGUGACACCUGCUAAGGACGGACAUGUAGAAAGCAACUGAAAAAUUCCACUGUCCUGUUGUUGAUUUUCUUGAUAGUGAAGUAAGUACAGUCGUUUUACUUGGGUUACACAAGGUGCUUUAAAAUUCCACUAAUAAUAAAUCAUUCUAACUGGUAGGUUAAGUACAUACUGUAUACUGUACGUGCAUGUGCUGCAUGUAUGGCACAAUGCGAAUAUCUUCUUAACUAAACUGAGAAAUUCAACGUCAAAGUGCUCUUUUGAUGUUUACCUUUUAAAAACGAUAUAAAAGACAAUGAUAUGGUUUUCUGGUUUUCCUCUAUAUCUACAGCUGUAGUAUAAUGAGACUUAUAUAGAGAUUUAUAUAAUGUUACCUGAUAACGAGGCAUUGGUUUGCUUGGUGAUUGUUCUCGUAUCAUGUAGUAAGGAACUUUACUUGGAAGUUAUGGGGUAUUAUUUUUCUGUAUUACAGAGGCCAUUUGGUACAGAUUUAGGAUUAAUUACUGCAGAAGACGACUUAGACAAGAAACUAACUGAAGCUGAAGCUUAUUUUAAAUUAUUCACAGAACAAGUCAAAGUAAGGAUUCAGUGUGUAAAAAGUAUGCUUCCUUGCAUGGUGCAUUCCUUGGGGGAAAUUCUUCAUUUUCUCACAUCCAGUUUACAAUGAAUUGAAAGUAUCAUUUUUCACAGACUUUAUGGACAAUAGCAGGCAAUACAGGUCAAAAUGUCCGCCUGCGCCCCCCUCUCUCGACGCCUGUGAGUACAUACUAAGCUAACGUAUUCCACUUUUAUCUAUUUUCGUACUAGGCCUUACAUGUGCAGAUGAAUCAAGAUUGUGCAAGUGAAGAACCUCCAGAGGUACUGUAUAUGAAUUCUAUUAUUUCACUCCUCAGCCGUUUUACAUAGAAAUAGGCAUACAUGAAGUAUUACCACGGGUGGGCGACGCGUGAAGGCGCCGCCGUUCGGACGAUUACGUGUAGAUCUUUAUCGCGUAGAUCGUUCGGACGAUUACGCGUAGAUCUUCCAUUAUAAUUGCUUCACCAGCGCGCUGUUCCGCGUGGACAGAAACACUCAUGCUACCCAUUCACCGUAUGUUCAAACUUGUACGCUAUUCUCACGCGGACAAAGCAACCGCAGUGGAAACGGCCUUACAGCACCUGGAUUGUUAUACAGGCUUUGGGUACGAAGCGGAUUGUGGUAUAAAAUAAUGUAAUACUGAUAUUUUCCCUCACAUUAGCGAUAUCAAGUUAUCAAAGAAACAUCAACCGUAUGUAUUAUAUUCUGUUACUCCUGGGUACAGCAUAACUUACUGACAGUUCUCCCCCAUCUCACUCUAUAUUCUUGGCGUGCUCAACCAGGGUGUGCCAGGAGCCAGCAUUGCUCAUAAAUUAGUGUGAUGUCUAAAAUCUAAAUGAGUUUACCGUCUCAAUAAAAUUCAGAUUUCAUCUGCAGUUGACCCAGUGCGCCAUGAGUUGCUGACCGCGACCCCUUCCACUUUUAAUUAAGUGAUUUUUAAAUGAUGAAAUGAUGGAAAUGUUAUUUCCUUACUCUGUAUAGCCUGAACACAGACUGAAUCUCAUUUUUUCCCAGUGUUCCAAUGUUUUCCAGUUCUCGAAUGGUAAAGUUGAAGCGUUGUUGUUUAUAGUUUUGCAAUUUCUCAAUGUAGAAAAUGCUUGAAAAUAUUGGCCAGUCCCUUGAAAUGAUGCAUUCCGUAAAGGUUGGUAUUUCGGUUAUGACUCGUUUUUCAUAUGCGAACUAUUUAAUACUAUUAAACUGGUAGUAUAUGGAAGGUUGUAGCGUAUGGUUCAUAAUUCAUAAAAAUGAUGACAAAUUGUUUGGUAUUCGGUCAUCGUGAUAGAUUAAGAUUAUAGAUUAGUUUAAUAUAAUACAGAUAUAAUAGAUUAAUUUUGAGGUAAUGCCAAUAAUAUGAACAAGCUUUCGUUGAUAGGGAUGCAACUACCUGAAAAAUAUUCGACGUUUUGAGCGAAGGCCCUUGGUCUGGAGUUACUCAAGAUUGUUAAGGUGGUAAGAGUGAGUUGGAGAGUUGCGUUUCCGAGAUACGCUUAGCAAGAGCGUCGUAAGGCCGUUUUCCACUAGGCGGAAUUUUGCGCGCGGAGCGGAAUUUUUCUUUGUCUUGUGAUUUCUCGGGUGGAACUAAUUAGAAAAGACAAAGAGAAAUUCCGCUCCGCGCGCAAAAUUCCGCCUAGUGGAAAACCGGCUUUAAAUACAAUAAAAACAGUAACUCCAGGACCUUUUCUCAAAUUCUCCUUAUAUUUUUCAGCUAGUUGCAUUCCUACCAACGAAAGCUUGUUCAUAAUAGAUUAAUUUGCUUGUUUCGUUCUUCCUCGAAGAUACUCUGUGUUAAACAUGCGCCGAACCCGGUGUCCUUUUGACAAGAACAAUGUUUUAGUUCCUGCUAUCCUUAGAACUCAAUUUUAUUAAGUCUGCGAUGAGUGCCAUUCUUUUGCUCCAAAGUCAUCCAACACGGCAAGAACUGAUAAACUUUGUUCGCUUGCUGAACCUACUGUAGUUAGACGCGGAACAUUGAUGAAUUUAACACAUGUAUUGUGAGGUCAGUACUCAUUUCCAUCCACCAAACUGACAUGACGUCAUUGACGGAAGAGGUGUUAGAUGUAACUAACCCAAACCCUAAUACCCCUACUCUAACCCUAAACCUAACCAAAUUUAAUCAAGAAUUGCGAAAUUGGCGUAACGUCAGUUUGAUGGUUGGAAACGAGUGAAAACCGUGUUGUGAUCUGUUCAAAAUGGCGUGAUUUUUGUAUACUGCAUGCAGUACACUAAAAUAGUAUAUAAAACAACUAUUAAUACUUUAGGAAUCUUACGAAAACGGUGAAACAACACCUGCUCUAAAUGGCGAACAACCCAAAGAAAUUAUUGAAGAAAAUAGUGCUCGGUUACCAUCAAGAACGGAUUCAGAACUUAAUUCCCCAAGUAUUGUAUCACCCACUAUAGGAGAUGCAUUUCCUAUCCCUAUCAAGGCGUCUCCGGUGCGUAAUCAUAAAGUAAGGUCUUUACCAGGAACAUCUCCGUCUUCAUCUGCACAUCGAAUGGCAGAUGCGUCUCCAUCUGCACAUCGAAUGGCAGAUGCAUUUCCAACGAUAUCAUAUUCAAGUAGUGAAGAUGAGGAUGACGCCGAGUUCUUUGAUGCCAACGAGUACGAAAAUGACAGGUUGGUAUCUACUGUUACGUGUCAGAAAUAUGCAUGUCAUUUAGAAAAUCCAAAUUUCUCCCAUCAAAUUAUGCUACGGUAAUCUUUCGUCAAGUCAGGGGUCUGAGAGGACAACUUUCCCACUAAGAAAGUGCCCUGGUAGUGGCGCCCGCUUUUACGUUGAGGCUCCUGUAUCGGCUUUUUUUUCAAGUUGAAGUCCCUAUACAUUCCCAGUGAAACGAGGAUGGGAGUUGAUGUCAACUCUCGAUCAAACAAGAACAAACCCCGAUCAAACGAGAACAAAAGUUGCACGAGAGUUGAUGAGAGUUGACUGGAUAUUACCGCGCGUGUGGCAAAAAGUCUCAUCAAUUCUCAUCAAAAUUUGAUUGAACCAACUCAAACUUGAUGAGAAUGGAUGAGAGUUGAAACUCUCAUCAAUUCUAAUCUUCGUUUGACUGUGCAUGGCUUAAAGUGUGGCCGAUGAGUGACCUUAAAUAUUGGUGGUUUGCAGUCGACGCCAUCUUGGUUAACUUUCAAAACACACAUGAACUAUUCUUUAUUUCUUCUCGUAUUGAGCCAGAUGAUGAAAAACUAUCCACAGAACAGAAAGCUAUCUUUAAAACAAACCAGAAAGUAGUGAAUUUAUUCAACUACAGUAGUUGACUGUAACGGCUCCGCUAAAGUAAUAAAAAUAAUAUAAAAAUAAUAUAAAUAUAAUCCUUAGAAUGAACCAAGACACGUGAUGAUGUCGUGUGCAAAUGUGGAACAGCACUGUUUCUGCUCUUUUGAAAUUCUGACGUCAUUUUAUUAUUCCUAACGAAAAGUAAAAUGUUGCACCGGUCCGAAAUUUCUCGACAACCCUGAUCAAACUCCGACUGGAAAAUUAGAGAAUUUUUUUAUUUUGGUAGCAAUUAGUUUUGAAACUGUAAUUAGCAAAUACAUAAAAUGUUCGCAGCUUGUCUUCCUGCAUUCAUUUUCUGGUUUCAGCCCGAUAUGGUAUAAUGUUUUCCCAAACUUUGCUCUUGUGGUCAAACCAUUAAUUUGUGGCGUCUUUGAAUUUGCUUAUCAAAAUACGACAAGUUUAAUCGUGUUCAAAGUAUAUCACCAUUGCGUCUCUGAAAUUCAGUUCAAAUCAAUUAGGGUGCUAUAUAAAUGUUAAAACACAUUGAUCAACUGAUUUUAACGAACUCUUUUAACUGAGUGUACGAUGCUUUUGUUGCGAUGAGAUUGUUACCGUAAUAAUCGAAAGUUGCUUACCGUUUACUUGAUAUUUCAUGGACAUAAUUGCAGCUUUUCUGUUUAUUUAGUGCUUCUGAAUCUCAAAAAGGUG
Paramuricea clavata is the source of this 12465-nucleotide messenger RNA. The record is from the annotation of a GenBank genome assembly. NCBI's taxonomy places the organism in Eukaryota, Metazoa, Cnidaria, Anthozoa, Malacalcyonacea, Plexauridae.